Molecule: messenger RNA, 2656 nt
Organism: Lacerta agilis (Sand lizard)
Lineage: Eukaryota; Metazoa; Chordata; Lepidosauria; Squamata; Lacertidae
Gene: PLXDC1
Product: plexin domain containing 1
Exons: 14
Coding region: 267-1760 (497 amino acids)
Source: RefSeq, a predicted model, not a curated record
UCUCCCCCUCCCUCCCAUUCCAAGCCCUGCUCAGCUGAGCUUUGACAGUUGCUUGCUGCAGCCCCCAAAUGCUGGGUUUUCUGCCAGUCGAAUUCCGUCACGGACCAGGAGGAAUCUUGCGGGAUCUGCUCAUUCCUCGCCACGAGCCUGGAGGUGGCAACUGCUGAGAGAGAGGGAGCCCGGGAGCCGAGGGGGGAGAAACUGCUUGGGGAGGCAGAGCGGAAAGUUGCUGCCAAGAAAAGGUGGCGCUUUGGAGGGUCACAGGGAUGCACCCUGAAUCGCUGAAGAUUUCGUGGGGAGCCCUUGUCCUGCUCUGGCUGCUGCAGGAGGAGGCUGUGGGGUCAGCAAAGGAGAGGCGAGCAGCAGCUUGGACCCAGAGAGAUGUCUCCACGGUUGGGAUAGAACCUCAUUCCUGGGAGCGAAAGACGCGGGAAACCUCGCCAACACACACGAGGACUCGGAUCAGCGAAGAUUUAAUUGGCGGGAGCCUGUCUAUUGACACUUUGACCGACAAUGAAACACAGAUUGUGGAAGACAACCACAGCUACUAUAUAUCUCGAAUGUACGGUCCGAGUGAAGCGCGAGCCAAGGAACUUUGGGUAGAAGUUACAGCAGCCAACAGGAGCCAAGUCAAAGUCCAUGGAAUCCUCUCCAAUACGCACAGGCAAGCCUCGAGAGUCAUCCUAUCAUUUGACUUCCCCUUCUAUGGGCAUUACCUGCGGCAAGUCACCAUAGCAACUGGAGGCUUCAUCUUCAUGGGGGACGUCAUUCAUCGGAUGCUGACAGCAACGCAGUACGUUGCUCCUCUCAUGGCAAACUUCAACCCCAGCUACUCCCGAAAUUCCACCGUCAAAUACUUUGACAACGGGACAGUCUUUGUGGUUCAGUGGGACCAAGUGUACCUGGAAGGAAAAGAAGACAGAGGCUCGUUUGACUUCCAGGCAGCUUUGCACAGUGAUGGCAGAAUAGUCUUUGGCUACAAAGAGAUCCCUAUGUCUGUCCUGGAGAUUAGUUCUACACAACAUCCUGUCAAAGCUGGACUCUCAGACGCUUUCAUGAUCCGUAAAUCCUCCCCUGGCGUGCCUGAAGCUCACCGUCGGACCAUCUACGAAUAUCACCGAGUGGAGCUGGACACCAGCAAGAUCACUAGCGCAUCGGCUGUGGAGUUUGUGCCCUUGCCCACUUGCCUCCAGCACCAGAGCUGCGAAGUUUGCACGACAUCUGACCUAACCUUCAACUGCAGCUGGUGUCACGUCCUGCAGAGGUGUUCCAGUGGAUUUGACCGACACCGUGAAGAGUGGUUGGAGUAUGGCUGUGACCAAGAGUUAGAAGAGAAGACCUGUGCCGACUUUGAAGAUGAUGAACAUUACUACUCAACACCUCCCAGCGACAGUCCCUUCACAGCACUCAGAGAAGACAUCACCACUUCUUCUUCCCGCUUUGUCGACAGCCUGACUACAGAAGAUGAUACAAAGUUGAACCAAAAUCCAGAAGACGGUUUGAGAGACGACUUCCCUGCAAAAAAAGUAGAAUCCCAGCUCCAUACAGGAACCAUCGUUGGAAUUGUGCUGGCAGUCCUGCUCAUAGCAGCCAUUAUUCUUGCUGGGAUCUACAUCAGAAGCAACCCUACAUCUCAUGCUGCUUUGUUCUUCAUUAAGCGGAGGCCACACCAAUGGCCUGCCAUGAAGUUCAGAAACUACACCGAAGUGGAGCCAUCUGGCCACGAGAAGGAGGGUUUCGUCGAAGCGGAUCAAUGCUGAAGAAUGCGUCGUCUUCUUUUUAAAUUGCUCUCGCACCUUUAAAACGUCACCUCCCGUUUCCUGUUUGUUUCACGAUGAGCACAACUGAAGAAAUAGCAAAAAGGGGAAAGUGAGGAAGUAAACACCUAAAGAGCCCCAAAAAAGAAUUGAAAUGGAUACAGGAGGACCCAAAAGGCAUACAGAUUUAGCAUGUGGCCUCUGGGUGGUUUAGCGGGGAAAGUUACAAUGGAGUCAAAGCUUUUAUUGCAGAGGAGCCCACUUCAUAUCGGCUGUUUUCAGGUGUAGCCAUCCACAACUGAUUUCAGUGACAGGGAAAAGAAUCCUGCACCACUCUUCCUGCUUUUCUCAGGCACCUGAGACAUAUGGUAAAAAAUAUGCUUGUGUGUUAUGGAGGGUUUUACGCAUAAUUUUUUUAAGCCCCCAAACGGUAGGAAAACAAAUACAUUAAACUGUCCAAAGAAAGGUUAGGAUAGGGGGAAAUCUAGGCUUCUGGUGGGAGAGAUUGAAGUUUGCCUUCUGAAUAAACCCUUGAAAGAUGCUUACGGAUUAUAGUUAUCAUGGGACAAGUUGGUCUGACUCAAAUAUCUCAGUGUCAUUGCAGCACUUACUGAAUGCAGCGCCUGACAUUUGUGGCUUGUGGGGAGCUUAAUCUGUGCCUGAAAUGCCACCUUCAUAUUUAUCUGUAAUGACGGUAUAAAUUUGAGCCACAAGAAAGAAAGCAUUAAUUAAGGAGGCCUUGCAAUUGACAGUAAUCACCCCAGCCGGAGGAUAAAAUAUGUAACAAACUUGGCCUCAGACCCUGAAAACAAUAAUAUGGUUUGUCUUAUUUCUGCUGUGAAUUACCAGCUUCACCUCACAAUUGGCUAUAUGACUUAGCUUUCCUUUUCUGGGUGUUU